Nicotiana tabacum (common tobacco) is the source of this 1579-nucleotide messenger RNA. Its product is annotated as polyprenal reductase 2. The record is from RefSeq and is a predicted model, not a curated record. Gene Ontology annotation, cellular component: endoplasmic reticulum. Gene Ontology annotation, biological process: dolichol-linked oligosaccharide biosynthetic process; polyprenol catabolic process. Lineage: Eukaryota; Viridiplantae; Streptophyta; Magnoliopsida; Solanales; Solanaceae. Gene Ontology annotation, molecular function: 3-oxo-5-alpha-steroid 4-dehydrogenase activity.
UAUUUCAUAUAGAACAGUGAAUUCAAUUCACCACAGUUCGCAGCGCACACUGAAAUUCAACACCGACGACGAGAAGCAAAAAAGCAAUGGAACCUUCACUUCAUAUUCAAGUUUUCUUGAAUUUCGAGACUUAGACGCAUAGCAUAUCCAAUUCCUCACGUCACUGAAUCAACAAUCCAACUAUUUAUACGGUCUCUCUCUCUUCCCAUACUUACCCCGUGAGCUCAGUAAAGUUUGCAUCUUUAUACUCCUUCUAUUGUGAAAUGGAGUUAGGGCUGGUCACCCCGCUGAGAGCUGCAUGGAUUGCUGCAACUUUGCCAAUUGUUAUUGCUUUGAUUCCUUCCUCAACGCUUAGGUCUUUUCAACAGUUCUUGUUAGGGUUUGCUAAGCGUGGCAAAAUUAUGCAGUCUUCCUCAAAUAAACUCUCUGUUCCACAGAAACUCUUCAUUCACUUCUAUGUUUUAGCUUUUGUUUGGACAACACUUCUGUUAGCUGCAACGUGGCUUUAUGCUUACAGUACAAUGCCAAAGAUCUCAGAACCAUUGCUUUUUUCUAGUAUUGCUAGCCACUUGACUGGAGGAUCACGUAUCUUCUCUUUACAAGGAUCCCACACAUCAAAGGAACAUAGAAGCAAGAUUGGUUUAUCAGUCUUUCUGCUUUUAUUAAUGGAAGCUCAAGUACUUCGACGCCUCUUUGAGUCAAUAUACGUGUUUAAAUAUAGUCCUUAUGCCAGGAUGCACAUUUUCGGCUAUCUCACAGGUUUAUUCUUCUAUACCGCAGCUCCCCUCUCUCUUUGCUGCAAUUAUGCUACAGAGGUGUACAAGUUCGGGUUGAGUUUGAUUCAAGAGUUUAUUGUUAAAGGAAAAGAUAGGAUGCUAGCAACUGAGGUUGAUUGGUGGAGGUUUUUGAAUCCUCUCGUGCAACUACGAUGGUACACAUGGAUUGGUGCAGCUAUUUUCUGUUGGGGUUGGAUUCAUCAAUGUCGGUGUCAUGCAAUUCUUGGGUCAUUGAGGGAGAACAGAGAACACAGUGAUGAUUAUGUAGUCCCUCAUGGUGAUUGGUUUCAAUAUGUUUCAUCUCCUCACUAUUUGGCUGAGAUUGUUAUAUAUGCUGGCUUCGUGGUUGCUAGUGGAUGUUCAGACCUUACGAUAUGCCUACUCUGGGUAUUUGUGGUGGCAAAUCUUGUCUUAGCAGCAGCAGAAACACAUAGAUGGUAUCUGCAUAAGUUUGACAACUAUCCAAGGAAUCGUUUUGCUAUUUUCCCAUUUGUUUAUUAAUGCUUAAUGUCCAAGAACUGCUAUAUAUUUCUUUGAGCGGAACUGUGACUGUAUAUAGGUUUUGUAAGCUAGAUGUGAUGAUUUGUUUCUUGGGUUAGCUGGUAGAUCUACUCUGUUCUACCCAUGGAUACAGAUCUAUGGAUCAAAAUCUUAGCCUACUUUUUUAGUGACUCAAUGGGAGCAAUUGGUUUUUUCCCUUUUGUUUUUUCCUAUAGCUUCCCUAUCAUGCAACAUAAAUGAUUGAAGAUUGUGGAUGUUGCAGCAGAAGUUACAUGAAUAAGAUCAGAUUGUCCUCGACGUUA